GAUAUCGAUGAAUGCCAAUCUUCGCCCUGUAUCUACGGUAUCUGCCAAGAUUUGAUUAAUGGAUAUAAUUGCUCUUGUGAUUCCGGUUGGAAAGGAUCCAACUGUAAUAUAAAUAUUGAUGAAUGCCAAUCCAGUCCUUGUAUCAACGGAAAAUGUAUAGAUAUAGUAGACAGUUACAACUGUACAUGUGAUCCAGGAUGGAAAGGAACUAUUUGCUCAAUAAAUGUAAAUGAAUGUGCCUCACUACCUUGCUUUAAUCAAGCAAUGUGUGAAGAUUACAUUAAUGGAUAUAACUGUACUUGCCAACCUGGUUGGACUGGAAUCCAUUGCCAAAACAAAAUUAAUGAAUGCUCCUCAAAUCCAUGCAUUCAUGGGAAUUGCAAUGAUCAAAUUGCGGCCUAUAACUGUAGCUGCUUUCCAGGAUACGAUGGAUACAACUGCCAAACAGACAUUGAUGAAUGCCAAUCGAAUCCCUGCCAGAAUGGUGAUUGCAAUGAUUACCUGAACAAUUAUAAUUGUACUUGUUCUCCUGGAUUUACUGGAAAGAACUGUCAGACAAACAUUGAUGAAUGUUUAUCCAACCCAUGUAUUUAUGGAAAUUGUUCCCAAGGCAUUAAUAGUUUCGAAUGCAAUUGCUUUAUCGGGUAUACCGGAAAAACUUGUAAUGACGAUUUUGACGAGUGCACUUCCAGCCCUUGUCUAAAUGGUCAAUGCAAUAAUUUAUUAAAGCAAUAUAAUUGCACAUGUUCUACUGGAUGGACUGGAACACGAUGUGAAAUAGAUAUCGAUGAAUGCCAGUCUAAUCCUUGCAUUCAUGGAAAUUGCAUCGAUCAAGUGAAUGGUUAUACCUGCCAAUGCGAUGCUGGCUUUACAGGAAAUAUAUGCAAUGAUGAUAUUGAUGAAUGCAGCUCAAAUCCUUGCAUUAAUGGCUAUUGCAAUAACUUUUUAAACGAAUAUAAUUGCACAUGUCGAUCUGGUUGGACAGGCAGUAUUUGCACCAUCAAUGUUGACGAAUGUCUAUCAAGUCCAUGUAUUCACGGAAAUUGUACUGAUGGCAUAAAUAAAUUUAGCUGCCAAUGUAAUUCUGGUUAUACUGGCUUAGUUUGUAAUACAGAUGUCAAUGAAUGCACUUCUAACCCUUGUAUCCAUGGAAAUUGUAGUAAUUUAGUGGAUAGUUACUCAUGUCAAUGUUUCUCAGGUUGGACUGGGGCCAUUUGUACUUCUGGCAUUGAUGAGUGUCUAUCUAAUCCGUGCAUUAAUGGAAAUUGCACAGAUGAAAUUAAUCAAUUUAGUUGUAAAUGUUUCGAUGGCUUUAAAGGCACAAUAUGCAAUGAAGAAAUUAAUGAAUGCAACUCCAGCCCCUGCCUUAACGGUCAGUGUGUUAACUUACUGGAUGGAUUUAUUUGCCAAUGCUUGCCUGGGUUUACUGGCAAGACUUGCCAGACUGAUAUCAACGAAUGUAGUUCAACCCCCUGCUUAAAUGGAAAUUGCCGCGAUUUCAUAAAUUAUUUUAAUUGCUCCUGUAAUCCAGGCUGGGAAGGUACAACUUGUGCGAUAAACACAGAUGAAUGUAUAUCUAGUCCUUGUAGCUAUAAUGGAACUUGCUUUGAUUUAUUAAAUAAAUAUCAAUGCAAUUGUUUGCCUGGAUAUACUGGUGUUCAAUGUGAAACAGACAUAAAUGAAUGUAGUUCGAGCCCAUGUUUACAAGGUCUAUGCACAGACAAAAUUAACGGUUUUACAUGUAAUUGCAGCCAAGGUUGGACAGGAAAAUUUUGUAAUACAGAUAUCAAUGAAUGCUUAUCCAGUCCAUGUGUCUAUGGGGGCUGUAACAACUUAAUAAAUGCUUUUACUUGCUCUUGUAAAGCUGGAUGGACUGGUGCAUAUUGUGAAACUGAAAUUGAUGAAUGUUCAUCUAAUCCUUGUUUAAAUAAUGGCACUUGUACGAAUACCAUUAAUGAAUAUUUCUGCAAUUGCAGUCAGUUUUAUACUGGUAUUAAAUGUGAAACAUGUAGGUAG
Messenger RNA from Trichoplax adhaerens, 2016 nucleotides. RefSeq lists its product as uncharacterized. Lineage: Eukaryota; Metazoa; Placozoa; Uniplacotomia; Trichoplacea; Trichoplacidae. The annotation marks the transcript as partial. The record is from RefSeq and is a predicted model, not a curated record. The transcript has 18 exons. Gene Ontology annotation, molecular function: calcium ion binding.